GCAGCCCUCGCUUUACAGUUAUUCCCGCCAUCACAAGUUUAAUUGGAAAUUUCACAAUUUGCCAAAUUUAUUACCAAAUUGUUCGUUUUAAUCACGUAAAAUGUCGGAAAGAGAUGAAGAAUCGAUUGCGUAUUUGAUGGAAACUGGCAUUUUCCCCCGACUCCUGGAGAUUUUAAAGCAAAUGGUGGAUAUCGAUCCGUUGCCAUCGGAUCCUCUGAUGCACAUUUUGCAUUUGCUGGGCUGUCCGCUAAUUCCGCAGGCCCAAAUGAAGGCCCUGGAGCGGAAAGUGUCGCGUGCCCAUGAUGAACUGCGCCAUUUGCGCCGUUUGAUCAUCGACUUGGAUGCCCUGGAUCAGCUUUACGAUGGUGAAAACGAAGUGGAGGAGUAUGUGGGCAAUGUGGAGGAAGCUGUCUCAUCAUCGAGCGAAGAUUCCAUGGUGGAGAGCAUUGAGUCCACGCAACCGGAGCAUGUGUAUACAUCCAUGUCAUCGCUCAAGGAUUAAAAUCCAUCAAAUCCAUAGAUCGCACAGCAUCGAAUCACAUUUGUCGUUGAGCCUUUAUUAUGUACGGGCUACAUAUCUUUGGCAACUGCAUGUGAGUUUUGGAUGCAUAUUUCUUUUACAUUUUGUUUAUUCGACGAGAUCUAUCCAUGACUUUUUAUCAACUAAACUUAUAACAUUGUAUUGUGUAGAGGCAGCACCUCUAAUUAUCCAUUAAAAAUUGUCGAUCAGCAUGAUA
Molecule: messenger RNA, 737 nt
Organism: Drosophila mauritiana
Lineage: Eukaryota; Metazoa; Arthropoda; Insecta; Diptera; Drosophilidae
Exons: 2
Coding region: 101-502 (133 amino acids)
Source: RefSeq, a predicted model, not a curated record